CAGAUCCUCACAACCGUUUACUUCUACCUGACACUUGUGGGAUGUCACCUAUUCGUGGGCUUCUUUCUCAUACCAUGGUUCUUCUUUAUUGACAACCGCGAGAUGCUCCGAAGGGGACUUUACAUCUGCCACACUAUUUUGAGGUUUAUACAAAAGCCGAUUCUCAAUAUCGAGUUCCACAACGUCCCAAAGAACCCCAAGGACUUCGUUUUCUUCGUCAACCACGUCACAGCGUGGGACUGUUUCUGGGUCGACGAGCUGAAUAACGAAAACAUGACUGUCAUUGUAGCGCAAUUUGUGGUGGAAAUUCCUUUGUUUGGCGCGUGGGUCCGCAAGAUGGGGGGUAUUCCCAUAAAAUUCGCGAAACCCAAUGAUCAACAAAGUACCGAGACCAACAAGGAAUCUGCCCGAUUGUCAGCACAAGAAUCCUCGGCUUGGCUGGAAAAACCCAACUUCACAAUGGGUCUAUUCCCGGAAGGAUUACGCACAAAGACAGGGAAAGUGGGAGAGUUCAAGCCCUUGAUCUUCAGGUUGGCUAUCCGCAACAAAAAGGUCGUGUAUCCGUGCGUUCUUCUAGGUGCCAGGAAAAUUCACCCGCUUGGUCAAACUUGGAUCUCUCCGGGAAAUAUGGUGAUAAAGUACGGUGACGCGAUACCUACUGAUACGAUGACCGAAUGUAACGAAGACAUUCAGGGGCUCAUGAAAAAGGUUCAGUACUUUGUGUGGAGCGAUUUUAUGGUUCCGAUAUUCGGUUUGUUUGAUUCUUUUACGGAGCCACGACGCACCACAGCACAGAGUUUAUGAGUGAAAUAUUCGUUUCAUUUUGACCUUUUCUCUUACACAGCCCUUCUUUCCAUUUCGCCACAUUCUUCUCACUUCUAGGUGCGCGACUUCAUGGAAACGGAACUUGAACAGUACGAAAGUUCGCACAAGUCUAGUUGAGAUUCUCUACUGGAGAGCGUGGCCUAAAAUGUGCUCGCAUCCUAUUAAGUGGUAACAUCCAUGGUCUACUAACUAAGCACACGACUUGAAUGAUAUAAUAAAAUCUACUGGACGUGUGUCGCAGACAUAGCAAAUGGUGCCAUCUAAGCUGUUUGUCUAGGCUGUUAUGUCUUAGCUUAUCCCGUAUUAUCUACUGUUUAGCACCUGAUACCAGUAUAGUACCCGCUAUUCUACAGGAACAUCACGAAGUCGUGGAAAGGACUACCAAUAUAAUACCCGCUAUUCUACAAGAACAUCACAAAGUCGUAGAAAGGACGCGUCCAACAGCCUUCUUCCGUCGAUUUCAAAUACACACCCGAUACUAGAAACAGUCAAAUCUCAGAUACCUGACAUACUUUAUUACUUAAACUCGCCUACUCCACUUUGGUCCAAGUGACAUCCAUCUCUACACCAGCCUUCUCGAAUGUUGCGGCAAUGAUGCACCUGUGCGCGACCUCCUCCGCCGCUUCCUUCAGUUCCUCUCCUGUAAGUGACGUUUUGAUCUUCGCAUCCAAUUUUAUAUGUGUGAAACCAGCAUACGUCAUGCCACCAUUGUAACCACGUGGAUCAAAGUUCGCACUCAUCUUGUACUGAAUGUUGUCUAUCUUGAAUCCGGCCUCCUUUGCUAGUGUUUUGAACGCCGAUGUCUUGCACCCGGCAAGCGAGGUGAGAGCAUACUCUAAUGGAGAUGGACCCUUUCCACCUUUAGACUCUGGCAAAUGAUCAACUACCACGUUGUAGCCGGAACCAGUCUUGACCUCAGUGUAGUAAUCAUCAAAACUCUCGGCUGUAGCACGCGCGGUACCUUUCAUAGGUUUGGCCAUGGGGCCGGUGAGUUCCUUCGAGUACGAAGUUUUGCUUCUAAGAAGUGAGUGGUUUACCAUGCGUGCGGAGACUGGCAAGGCUAUGCGUGCACCGAUGAAGCUGGCUCGUGCAAUACCUGAUACUGUCUUGGAAGAAGCGAACAUGAUUAACUAUUGUAGCUGCGAAAUAGCCGUUUGUGGAGUGUGCAAUUUGCAAAUUGCAAGGGUGCCUGUAUUUAUAGCUCGAAACAAAAAAACAAAAAGGAAUAAACGGC
Sphaeroforma arctica JP610 is the source of this 2059-nucleotide messenger RNA. RefSeq lists its product as hypothetical. The annotation marks the transcript as partial. The transcript is spliced from 6 exons. Gene Ontology annotation, molecular function: 1-acylglycerol-3-phosphate O-acyltransferase activity. Gene Ontology annotation, biological process: phosphatidic acid biosynthetic process. The record is from RefSeq and is a predicted model, not a curated record. Lineage: Eukaryota; Ichthyosporea; Ichthyophonida.